GGAAGAAGCAAGCGGGUUGCGUGCGCGCCGGUCGUUGAAUGAAACAGCUGUCAAAUUCAAAAGUAGGUCACCGAUGUCCGAAUGGAGGAGUACAAUCGAAUUGAUCUCGCUUUAGGUUUAGUUUUACAUUAGUUUUAGGUUUGUUAUAAUUCUAAGUCCAAAGAAGCGGCGCGAAGAUGGCCAGCAACGUACCUGACGUCACCUACUGCUGCGAGAUCUGCGGCUUGGAGAGCCUCUCCGAGGACGAGUUCCGCGUCCACACUCACACAGCACAUGUUGAUGGGCAUGCAGUGUGUCCAUUCUGUCAAUUAGGCUCCAUCUCACCCUCCGAGCUGCUGCUGCAUGUGAACCAGGCGCAUCUCGACUUCCUCACGCCGGAGUCGGAGAUGAAUAUGUCUUUUAUUGAUGACACCAGUCCAGAUUACAAUGGGGAAUGCAGUGCGGGUGCAGUGUGGAAUGACAAUGUUGUGCAGAAUGGGACUACCAAUGGGUCAUUGGGACACAACAUUAAUAAUAUCAACAUAGCACCAAAGCAUAAUCUUGUCAAUGGUGGAGGAGAGUUAAGUCCAAUGAGUCCGUCAACAAAUGGACAUGGCCAUCAUGGUCAUGGUUCACCUUUGAGAACAAGUUUAAAUUUGAAAUUGAAGAAUGCAGCACCUACUUUGCAAUGUCCAAUGUGUAAUUAUACUAGUAACAGUCCAAAUGAGCUUGAGGGGCAUAUAAACAGGCAACAUUUCGACUUAACUUCGCCGUCCGUGGGUGGUUCGACCAGCGAGGUGUUCGCGUGCCCGAUCUGCACGAAGGCGUUCAACUCCGCUCCUGACCUCGAGCUGCACGUGAACAUUGAGCACAAAGACGUCCUGUCUCCGGCGUCUACUUCGAGCUUUUCCUGUCCAGUGUGCGGCAUCACCCUGGACGAUGACAACGGUGAGGGCGCCAGUCGCCACGUGGAGAACCACUUCCCGGCCACAUCUCCAGCGCCCGCCGAACGCGAGGCACUCCGCAAGCGAGAGCAGCGUGAGUUUGAACUGCUGCGCGCUCAGUAUGGCAUGGAUGACCAGGGCAACUUCCGUGAGCAAUCCGUGACGAAUAUGCAGCGCGCUGUGUACGCUGGAGAGAUGAGUGUCGCUGAUUAUUAUGAGCGCACGCUGGAUUUGCGCGCGGCGGAGAGCUGCGGUGUUGACGAUGGCAGCUCGGUGACCCGCACCAUUGUGCCACGAGUCAAGGCGAUGAGCUGCAACGCGACGAAUGUGGCGCGCACGCUCACCUGUUCUUGCGUGGACCAUUACGCGUCUUCGUACGGGGAUCGUGGUUGGGGCUGUGGUUAUCGCAACACGCAGAUGCUCUUCUCCAGUCUGCUCACGCACACCGGCUUCAACGAGCGUCUCUACAAGAUCUGGAAGGAUCACAAACCGCCGCGUAGCUCUGUUCCCAGCAUAUCAAGGUUGCAAAGUCUCAUUGAACAAGCAUGGGCACAAGGAUUUGAUGUACAGGGUUCCGAGCAGUUGGGUAGUAAACUGGUCAAUACGAGGAAAUGGAUUGGGGCUACCGAAGUCGUCACUCUUCUGUCUUCUUUACGCAUACGUUGUCAAUUGGUCGACUUCCAUCGGCCAACGGGCCCCAACGGCGCGCACCUGGAACUCUUCAACUGGGUGUUGAAGUACUUCGAAGGCUUCGAUAACGGCGAUUUCAUCGCGCCAUUGUAUCUGCAGCAUCAAGGACACAGCCGAACAAUAAUGGGCAUUGAAGCACAGAAAGACGGUUCGCUGAUGCUGCUUGUUCUUGAUCCGAGCCACUCGCCACAACAAAUGGCACAAUUUGGUGAUACGAGUUCAGCGGCCGGGGCGCUCCGGUUGCUGCGAAAGAGUGAAGCUGCCAUGAAGGCCAAACAGUACCAAAUUGUAGCCAUCAUUGGCACCAUCGAUUCUGAGGAGCAAUAUCAACAAAGUAAAGUUCUCAGAGGUCUGCGUAUACCGCAAGAACGGUGAGUGAAAACGGCACAGGAAUAAAAAAUCCACUUCGACCGCGGGCUACACAUGAACGACAUCGGAAUGCAUUAGAGCAAAUCUUUACAUUUAGUGUGUAAACAGGGAUACUGAAAUUUUAAACAUGUAAUACCAAACUAAAAUCAACACCACCUUUUGCUGUUCAAAAAAGAUAACAAACAACUACUAUAUAUCUAUCCGACGCAUUCAGACUUGCAGUCGGACGUUACCAGAAUUUGUUGUUGACUACUCUUAAACGAACCGACAGCGCGCUUUCCUUUCGCCCUACGUUCGCCUGACGAACGUCAGCGCAACCUGUUAUUAUGUUGGUCUUGUCCUUGUUAAUUGAAUCUAUUAUAUUACUUAAUUAAUGUUAACCAUUUUUGGACGCCACGCCGAAACCAAGGUGAUUACGCUUCUUCCGCAAAUGUGACGGAAAGAAUUCUAUUUGCUUGUUAAAUUUAAAGAAAAAAUGAAAAAAACCCACAUUAAUUGGGAGUUAAGUACGAGCACCUUUAACGACACACGUUUACAUUCGGUAAUCGAUCACAAAUCAUAGAAGCCAUUUCCAAAGUAAUGUAAUUUUAAAAGUUGAAUCAUUGGCGCCCAGUACAACAAAUACUGUUAAUGCAACUGAUCUAAACGUGUUAAGAAUGUGUGGAAAGCACUUUAAAUCAUCGUUUACUAUUGCAAUGGAGCUUAUUUUGAACUGAAUUAUGCUGUGUUUAAUUUAUUUAGUUAAGUUUUGAAAUGUAACGGUUAGUGUUAAGCAGGACUUCAAACCGUUUAAUUUAAGUAAUGGUAAAAUUUAAAAACUAUCUCAUUGUUUAAGUUUAGUUCAUAUUGAAUCAAAGCACGACAAAAUAUCGAUACAAGGUUUGAGGAACUGCUGUUAAGUACAUUGUGCAAAUUACUCCGCCCUUGUUGAUUUGUAAACAUUAAAUGUUGGCAAUUCUACUCUCUAGCAAUAACUAAUAGAAGGUUUUAACAAUGACUUACAAAAUUCUACCGUUUAGACUUCACCAUUUGUGUAGGUGUGCAGUCCGUGGGUAAUUUGCAUAAUUGUUAAUAUCUAUGUAGAUGAUAUUUGUUUACGAGCACCACGGUUGUGAAACGUUUUCUGACCUGUGCUUUCCAGCAUUCAGCAGAAAUCAAUGCGAAUCCAUCGAAUGUAAAGAGGGAGUUUUAGUGGGACAAUAAGAAGUAGCCGGCAGGAAUUGUUUAUUGUUUGGAUGCGUUGUUGCGACGUUGCUUGCUUUCAACUUUUUACUUGAACUCAUUCGCUCAGUGAUACUAUUGGAUUAACGUGUGCUCUACAUACCUAUGCAAAUCCUUUUCAAUUGGUGAAUUUACAAUUACAAUGAAUUGCAAUUCAUGUAUACACACACACACACAUACACACACAAUUAACACAAUCACCAAACACGAAUGUAACGAGUAAUGACACACAAGAGAUUGUAAAUUUUAAUAACGCGAACGCUUUUUACAAUUUUGAAGUUGCCUUUUCAUCCGCGUGAAAAGUAAACUCACCGCUUUUUAAAUUCGAAAUUUAAGAAGGUCAGAUCGAUAAAGAAUCAUUUAACUAUAAUGAAAUGAAAAUGCCUAUAAAAAAAAACAAAUUACAUUAACGUUUAGAGUGAUUAAAUUUUAACAGAACAGAGAAUUUGAAAAAUUAACUUAAAAUAUAUGGAGCAAACGAUGAGCAUAAAUUAUAACAAGAGGAUAAAUACUAUUAUAUUUAAAGAUACAGAGAUAUUAAACUAUUAACUAUGUUAAGGCAGAGUCAUAAUUUUCUAGUCAACUAUGAAUCAAAUCAAAUAAACUACUUACUAAAAUACGAAGAGGAACGUUCGAUCGGCGGAAAGUAUCUACGAAUCUAACAAAUUACGCUGUUACAAAUUACCAGAGAAGUUGAACAUUAUUGACACAAAUGCAUUCUUGGUAAUUAUAAGUGAUAAUUAUCAUUCAAAUUAUACUAUUAAUUCUAAGUAAUGUAUACUGUAUUGUUUUCAUGAAUGAAUUGCAUCACACCAAGAUAACGAAUAAAGAAACUCUCAAGAA
Molecule: messenger RNA, 4046 nt
Organism: Dalotia coriaria
Lineage: Eukaryota; Metazoa; Arthropoda; Insecta; Coleoptera; Staphylinidae
Product: zinc finger-containing ubiquitin peptidase 1-like
Exons: 8
Coding region: 177-1988 (603 amino acids)
Biological process (GO): regulation of gene expression
Cellular component (GO): nucleus
Source: RefSeq, a predicted model, not a curated record